This is a messenger RNA of Panicum virgatum (switchgrass), 687 nucleotides long. RefSeq names its product clathrin light chain 2-like. Gene Ontology annotation, molecular function: clathrin heavy chain binding; structural molecule activity. The coding region runs from base 1 to 687 and encodes 228 amino acids. Gene Ontology annotation, biological process: clathrin coat assembly; intracellular protein transport; clathrin-dependent endocytosis. The record is from RefSeq and is a predicted model, not a curated record. Gene Ontology annotation, cellular component: clathrin coat of coated pit; clathrin coat of trans-Golgi network vesicle; plasma membrane. The transcript is spliced from 3 exons. NCBI's taxonomy places the organism in Eukaryota, Viridiplantae, Streptophyta, Magnoliopsida, Poales, Poaceae.
AUGCCCCAGGCCAACGGCGGCCUCCACGACGAUCCCUUCGCCGACUCCGACGGUGGGCCCAUCCUCCCGCCGCCCACCGAGAUGGGUCGCGAGGAGGGAUUCCUGCUCCGCGAGUGGCGCCGUCAAAAUGCAAUCCUCCUCGAGGAAAAGGAAAAGAAGGAGAAGGAGCUGAGGAGCCAAAUCAUCCUUGACGCUGAAGAAUUUAAGAAAGCUUUUGUCGAGAAGCGGAAGCUCAAUGUUGAGACAAGCAAGGGCCAAAACCGUGACAGGGAGAAGCUUUUCCUAGCGAACCAGGAGAAGUUCCAUGCUGGUGCGGAUAAGCAGUACUGGAAGGCGAUAUCAGAACUUAUCCCACACGAGAUUGCCAACAUCGAGAAGAGAGGGGCGAGGAAAGAUAAGGAGAAGGAGAAGAAGCCUGGGAUCGUGGUGAUCCAGGGCCCAAAGCCUGGGAAGCCGACGGACAUGUCACGGAUGCGGCAGAUAUUGCUGAAGCUGAAGCACACUCCUCCGCCACACAUGAAGCCGCCUCCGCCACCUGCAGCAGCUGCUGGGAAGGACGGUGCCCCGGCUGCCGCUGCAAAGGAUGGAGCUAAGCCAGCAGCACCUGCCAACGGAAGUGUUCCAGAGAUGGAGAAGGCCGCGGCAGCGGCGCCUGCACCAGCAACUGAACCUAUCGCGGCUGCCUAA